Messenger RNA from Xyrauchen texanus (razorback sucker), 3995 nucleotides. Its product is annotated as protein LSM14 homolog A-like. Gene Ontology annotation, molecular function: mRNA binding. The record is from RefSeq and is a predicted model, not a curated record. Lineage: Eukaryota; Metazoa; Chordata; Actinopteri; Cypriniformes; Catostomidae. Gene Ontology annotation, biological process: P-body assembly; cytoplasmic stress granule assembly. The coding region runs from base 162 to 1625 and encodes 487 amino acids. Gene Ontology annotation, cellular component: P-body. The transcript is spliced from 11 exons.
UUCAGUGCGGAGGAGAACGAACAGAGCCGUGUUGAGUUAAACACACACUGAGAGAAAAAGCACACAAAAGAAGCAAAAACCCGCCUUUAGACCGAACGAAUCUAAAUAAACAGUGAGAAGGAGAGUUGGACCGCCGCGUAGGUGGGAUUUAAAACAUAAAGAUGAGCGGAGGGACGCCUUAUAUCGGUAGCAAGAUCAGCCUGAUCUCAAAGGCCGAGAUUCGAUAUGAGGGAGUUUUAUACACAAUCGACACUGAGAACAGCACUGUAGCUCUGGCGAAAGUCAAGUCAUUUGGAACUGAGGACCGUCCCACGGACAGACCUAUUCCUCCUCGAGAAGACAUCUUUGAGUACAUCAUAUUUCGAGGAAGUGACAUAAAAGAUUUGACCGUGUGCGAGCCGCCCAAACCCACUUGUAAUCUUCCCCAGGACCCCGCCAUCGUUCAGUCCUCACUGGCAUCAACCACUGGCCCUGCGGCCCCUUCCUUCCAGUCAUACACCCCCUUCAGUCGGGCCCCGUACAGGCAGUUCAGCUCCACUCCACUGGUACCCCAGCCAUUCGGAGCAGCAGUCACCGGCGGAAGCGGCUCAGGUCCUGCGUUCAGUAGCGAGGGGAGCAGUACUGCCCCUCUGUCCCAGAGCUCUGCUUUACCCCCGCGAACUCGCUCGCUGAGUCAUGAAGCUGAAGGUCGUUCGAGCCCGUCUCUGGAGCCCCUGAGAAAGACCCCGACCCUGGAGCAUGCGGUUCAGACUGCCCCAGUUGCUCCCCCUGCAACUGCAGCAAGUUCGGUGGGUCAGAGGAGCCCUGGAGCGGCCCGACCCACCCUCAGUGCUCAGAAACCUGCUGAAAACCUGGAGCAAAACAAAGCAUCUGAUCUUCGUAAGAUCACCCGGGAAUUACUUUGCCCGGAAUCAGACACAAACAGGCCUGAAAUCAAAGACUCACACAAACGGCAGUCUGGAGGUGGUGCUCCUGCAAUGAGGAAGGGUCGGGGGAGUGGGGGCGGAGGUGGUGGUCAGCGUGGAAGGGGCAGGUUUAACGGGCGAAGAGACGGACCAAUGAAAUUUGAGAAGGACUUUGACUUCGAGAGUGCUAACGCCCAGUUUAAUAAAGAGGAGAUUGACCGCGAGUUUCAGAGCAAACUCAAAAUUAAAGAUGACAAGGUUGAGAAAUCGGAGAAGACUCUGAAUGGAGAGGAGAAGACCGAUUCAGGUGUGGAAACUCAGAACAGUGAAGGCAAUGCAGAUGAGGAAGAUCCACUGGGACCCAAUUGUUACUAUGACAAAUCCAAGUCUUUCUUCGACAACAUCUCUUGUGAUGACUCUAGAAAGGAGAAAUCUGGAGGUGUUCGUGGGAGAGAGCGAAGGCACACCUGGGCGGAGGAGAGGAGAAUGAAUGCAGAGACUUUCGGGAUUCCUCAGCGUCAUAAUCGUGGACGCGGCGGUUUCCGUGGCAGAGGUGGGGGCAUGGGUUUCCGUGGCGGUCGUGGGCGUGCAGCCAGCAGGGGCUCGUUCAUGCCCUCCCGCGGGGGCGGACCCGGAUUCAGGGGUGGGUUUAGAGGUGGCAGAGAAGGGCGAGAGUUCUCGGACUUUGAAUACAGGAAGGAGAACAAAGUGGCAGCAUAGUUAAACCUGAAGAUCAGAUCAUCCUAACAGCCAAGAAUCUACACUCAUCACAGUCUAGAUUAACGCUUUGGUUUUGACUCCUGAACAACAGACUCUCUCUUUCUCCGUUUAACACCAGCGCAGGUGCAGCCUGCCUUCUGCUGGACACGCAGCUUCUAGUUUUUUCCUCAUUCCUUUUUUAGGGAAAAAAACAUGUCUUUUGGAAACAUUUGAUCUUUGUUUGAUAUGUUUGGAGGGGAAAGAGAAUUUGUGUUCCCGUUGCCGUGGAAUUAUCUGGUAUUUUUUCAUCAAACCUUUAGUUCCUUUUGUAACACACAAGAAUGGAUUUUGAUAAUACUUUGGUGAACAGAACCCUGCUGAUACUGUGAGCGUUCCUCAGUCAAAUAGCUUUGUUUAUUAUUUUUUUGGAUCUAGUCUCUUAUGUCUUUAGAAGCAAAAAAAAAGCCCAGGCUAGAGGCUGCAGGGUGUGUGUCAGACCAAAAUAAACUGAAACCGCCUAAUCGAAAUAAAUAUUGAGUCUCUGGAGCCUGCUAGAUUCACACGUGUGGACAUGUGCUUUAUGAUUGCCCAUUUGUGUUGAGUGUAAUGUAGAUGAUAUUUACUUCAUUUAGUAGAUUGACAUGGUUCAAGUCUGUUUGUGAUAUUAAGUUACGUUUAAAAAAUGCUUUUAGUUCGUUGUUUAAUAUCAGCUUUUUUUUUUUUCUUUUUUUUUUUUUUGCUGCUUAUUUAGAAAAGUCAUUUUUUAGUUCUGUACUGUGUACACACAUCAGUAUCUAACAAUAGGUCAGUCCAACCUCCAGCAUUUCACUUAAAAAAAUAACAAAACAUCCUGGUUUGGGAUUGAAUGUAUUGAUGAAUUCAACGAUGUCCGGAAGAACUCCUGUUGUUGUUUUUUCUUUUAAACUAUUUUGUCCUUAAGUCCUCUCUAUGCCACUGUAUGCAGUAUGUUAGUUUGUCCCUGCUGGAAUACACUGCUCUGUCCUGUCUUUAAAAAUUAUUUAGUUAAUUGAGUGGCAAUUAUUCUUGCUUUUUUAUGUCAAUGAUAUCGAUUUCUAAGAGGGCUUUUUGAUAUAAUCUCAACAAACCUGUAUUAUUGGACACUUAUGAGCCCUGUUACUGCUUAACACCAAGAUCUUCAGGAAAGAUCAUCCGUACCCUUUAAGAACAAAAUUGGAUGUCUCAAAAGGUUUAUUAUUUGCACUUUAAAGACGCAUAACGCCUCCAUACAGUCACAUCUGUGUCAUAGAUGAAAAUUUGAUGAUGUCAUUUCAUUAUUCUCACACACCAGACUAAUAUUGUCAGAGAACCCAAAGCGGGGAACAAAAAAGUGAUUGUUUGGAGACUUGGAUGAAUUAGGGAAGGAUAUUUUAGGUGAAUAGAUUGACAUUAAAGGGAUCCUUCCUGUCCGAUCAUUUCUGUCGUUUACCUACAUUUUGGCUGAUUUAUCCCUUUAAUCAGGACAGUAUUACUGUUAAACACAUAAAUACAUUGACUUAUUAACGUAGUGAAAAUGUUUUGCGUCAUGCUUAAAUGCAGAUGUUGUUACCCAGACUAGUUUCACCUGAAAUUAGUGUCCAUAAACCCCUUUAUUGUGAGUAGUUCCGCUUCCUGUUUGAUUCUCAUGUAUGUUUGUGCGUUAUUUCAGACACCAGCCGUUUAUCGCUCUUUUAAUUGUGGAGAAGUUUGUUCACCCAACUUUCCUUGUCUCUCCCCUUUGAAUGUCUCUGAAGCAUUAGUUCCCGUACUAAUGGUUCAAUUUAGUUAUUUUGAGUUAGUUGUCACGUGGUGUGCUUCAUAUUUUUAAUUUAAGAGAUCCAAAGACUGAAUUAUGACUUAAAAUUGAAGAAGAGAUGCUCUUAUAGUCUUUAGUUUUAUAUUUUGUUUUGCAUAUUAAUAGCCAAGAGUUUGCCAUCUUGUCUGUUUCAUAGUUGAAACUGUUCUUGUAUAAGCUAAACUGCUCCCUUUUAAAAGCACCACAAGUUUGCAAAGAACUCCCUCAGAUACCUGGGCAGCUGGUGAAAUGCAGUCUGAUUGGCCACUGCGCUGAUUAUUUUUGAAAACCUUUGAUUCACAGAUAUUCGGACUGAAUUCAGACUGGACCGAGAUGUUGAAUUAAACCUCAGGCCUGAUAUAGUGAUGAAGUUUAAGCCUAAUCUUGUAUUAGAUUUCGAACUGGACAAAUGUGCAGAAUGUUUCAUGUAAUACCGGAUUGAUACAUGAUUUUUGUGGUAUGACCUCUGGAAAAAUGUAAUUGGCAAGGUUUUUGUUUAUUUUUUCUGAAUUCAAGAAGUUGUACAUGAUGUGCUCUUUGAAGAAUUCAAACAGGGGCAGACUGGGGUUUUUAUUCAAACAAGAGAAAUAAAUAGUUGU